AUGAAUUUGCAGCAGGGCUGUGCGCCCGCGCCGCACUCGCGGCGCUUCAGUCGCAUACAUCAUUCGACGCCAUUUUCACGGAGACCACGAGAUUUUCCUGAACAAUUGCCCUUGACGCUGAUGACGCUUGUCGAAAGACAGGAAGACGAUCCACCUAUGAUCAUGGACGCAGCCCGGGAGGACCGUGGUAAAACCUCGAGACCUGUGAGGAACAGGCGACAUACACGCCGAUGUCUCGUGUCUGGCCAGCGACCGCAGAAGAGAUUAUUCACGCCUGAAAUUAAACGUUACUUAAAAGAUUGGCUAGUGCGGCGGAGAGACAAUCCGUAUCCCAACCGCGAAGAAAAAAAAAUAUUAUCCCGCGAAACUGGACUCACAUACAUCCAAAUUUGCAAUUGGUUCGCAAACUGGAGGAGGAAACUUAAAAAUGUAAACGCGGAGCGAAAUGAAAUAACAUGGGGCCAUCUUAUUCGUACAUACAAUGAUCGCGCUCAGGGCAACGUAGAACAAUUCAGUAUCUGCUCCGAUGACAGCAUAUGGAGUGAACCAGAAGGCAUGAGCCCUCAACACCAAACAAGUGAAUCCGAUGGAUUCGAAGUCAACUCCGACUUUAGAUCAGACUUUAAAAAUACAUCAAUAGAACACAAAAGCUUCAAUAAUAACUGUAACGAAAUUGAUCACAAAAGCGAUGAAAUUAACUGUAGUAAUAACGCAAACACACAAAACAGCCCAGUGCUUCUGAGCAAAUGGUUGGAGAGUGCAGCCAAGUUUAAGCCAAGUGAGACCAACUAUUCAUGGUGGCCUGAAGGGAGGAGAAAAAAGCAGCAUCCAAAGCCGCAGCGCGUUACUAUUAACAACUUGGAACACGAUAGAGACGAAGUGGAAGCAGCAGUAGCUCUUACGACUUUGGCAGCCAGUCGUAUCAGUGCCGUUUGA
Messenger RNA from Leptosia nina, 936 nucleotides. The record is from the annotation of a GenBank genome assembly. NCBI's taxonomy places the organism in Eukaryota, Metazoa, Arthropoda, Insecta, Lepidoptera, Pieridae.